Molecule: messenger RNA, 1740 nt
Organism: Dinoponera quadriceps
Lineage: Eukaryota; Metazoa; Arthropoda; Insecta; Hymenoptera; Formicidae
Product: F-box only protein 22-like
Exons: 5
Coding region: 183-1382 (399 amino acids)
Biological process (GO): protein polyubiquitination; positive regulation of proteasomal ubiquitin-dependent protein catabolic process
Molecular function (GO): protein binding
Source: RefSeq, a predicted model, not a curated record
UAUAUAUGUGUGAUAAAAACAGAAAAUUAGAAAAGAGGAGGGGAUAAAGCGAAGGGAGGAGAAGGAGAAAAGAACCGAUGCGUUGUAGCGUUGAAUUUACAUGUGUGUGUGUGUGUGUCACGGUAACGUUACGGUUUGUAACGUUUGUUAAACAACAGUUCUGAAUUUUCAUACUAUUGUGAAUGGAUACCAGAGCGAAGAAAAAACUUCGUCGGCGUGCAUCUCAUGUCGAGACCGAGGAUGAAGUUAAGAAGCAAACCUGCGCGAUUAUCGCGCAAUCUAAGAAAAUCCACCUAACCUAUGAUGUUUUGAGACUUAUCUUUCAGUUCUUAAGCUAUAGGGAUUUGACAAAUAUUUUGCCGGUUUCUAGGUCCUGGUCAGAAGCAGCUAAUAAAGAAAUGCAAACAAGAUACGAACCUGUUACUUUUAUAGAACAUUCUAAUAAAAUUGGAAAGGAUCUAACAAAUAUUUUAGAAAAAGUCUUGGAACUAAGGAUCAAACCAUAUAUUUCACUCUAUUUUAUAUCUAGUAAAAGAAACUAUCUUCGUAUGAAAAGGUCAUUUAUAGGAGAUACUUUUCAAGAAGCUUACAAGGAUUCACAGUUCGUAAUGAUGAGCAAUGCAGGAAUUAUUAUAGAGAAUUCAGAAAUAGAAGGCAUCACCGAAGACAUAGUGUGUGCAUUUUUACCGAAGAUUCCGAAUGCAGACAUGAGGACGUUUCAAUUGGAAUGGUUUCCAGACGGACAGAACGAGUCAGAUAUUACGUUUAGAAAAUGGGAGGAAGAAUUUGUGGGGGCUCUAGAAGCAUUGCCACUACCAGAUGCAGAAAGGUCUACAUGUUUAAUAUUAUUAUGCAACAGUGUUCAACAUGUGGUACAUGAUUAUUUAUGUCCUUUUGUGAGAAAAUUGAACAGAUAUUCAAAUAAAAUAUCUUCGUUGUGGGGUGGUUUUGUGAGAGGUUGUUGCACGUAUGACAGGACUCAUGUACUUCUUGAAUCUUUGCAUUGUUUCGGUAUCUUAAUUACCGGCCACAUAAAGACAUGGUCCACGAUUCUAGACGAUAAAUGUGACACAAUAGAAAACGUUGAGAAACACUUGAGAAUAUGGAAGGAAAAUGUACAAUUAAGGAGACAUAGCAUCGGGUAUAUGUUUGCGUGUCACGCGCGCGGCACAUCGAUUUAUGACAGAUCAGACGUGGAAUCGUCGAUAUUCAAAAAAUUAUUUCCCAAAUUACAACUAGUGGGUUGCUUCGGCGACGGCGAACUUGGCAAGGUGACACCGCCGAAAGCACAAUACAAUAUACCUCACCCAAGUGAUUGCACUUGUUGCAAUAUUCGUAACAUCCAGUAUUCUACUAUAUUUAUGAUACUUUCAUAUGAUUGAUGAUUUAGGAGUCGUGUGUGGCCACCUGCAAUAUUUCUUUUUUUCAGGACAUUUACUUGGGUUCCAUAACUGUUAUAUAUACGAUAUAUACCAAUAUAUCAUAGCUUCUUCUUUCUAUGACGUACGCCAAUAGUGGCGUGAUUAAUCACGGAAUAAUAAUACACAUGCAGCAAACAUUAUAACCAAUGUGAUGAUGAAGAUUGCGCGCGGAAUCUCAGGUACACUGUACAUGAUUUCUGUGUAUGUACACUCUGCGUAUGGAUAUUGCAGCGAUGCUACGGAGGAGUAAGAAGAUAAACGGGAGAAUAUAAUGUCAUAAGAUAAUACACGAUAUAAUAUAUUAUAUAUUCAUACCGUA